This is a messenger RNA of Microthlaspi erraticum, 1776 nucleotides long. Lineage: Eukaryota; Viridiplantae; Streptophyta; Magnoliopsida; Brassicales; Brassicaceae. The record is from the annotation of a GenBank genome assembly.
AUGGAAGACAACAACGAGCCCAAGAAAAGCGAGGUCGAGGUCCAGGUCGAUGGCCUUGGUCUGAUUGAUGUCGCUGGUGAGGACGAUAGCCUCCUCUUCUCCUCCUUUCCGGAUCCCACCAGCUACGAGUUUUCCGAGGCAGAUGCAGAUGAGGAUAAAAAGUGUUUGAACGAUGACAAAGAUCAAAGUUUCUUGACGGAUACACAGUCAUGUGAUGAUGAAGAGAUACUAGUCUCUUCAAUAGAAGAGAAGGAAGAAGUGCUUCAGCCUCGUGAGUCGCCUGAACCUCAGAAGGUGAUGAAGAGUGGGAAGUAUAAUUUGCGCAAAAGUCUUGCCUGGGACAAUGCCUUCUUCACGAGCGACGGUGUUUUGGAACCUGAAGAGUUGACAAGCAUGAUGGAAAGCAAUAACAAGAGUGAAAGGAAAGGUUUACCUACCAUUGAAGAGGAUGUUAAUAGAUCAACAGAGUCCAUUUCUACAUUUCAGAGUGACUGCACUGUGGAAAACAGUCAGGAAUUAGUUUUGUUUGAAGAUGUGAGAGCGUCUAUUCAAAGGUCUUCUGCUAAAGGAUCUGGUGCUGCAACACCUGGAAAGUAUAAUGAACUGGGAGAAACAGAAGUAGCAACCAGCCCAACUUCAAGUACACUGGACGUUGUUGCCUCUCAGGAACAGUUGAAACCCAAAGCCAGUCCUAAAAAGCUGAGUAUUAGAGCACAAGGACUAGGGAAGGCAACAAAACAGCCUGUUGCUACAAGAGGUCUCAGUACAUCUAUUUCCAAGCCACCUAACGGAGUUAGCAAAGUCAGGCCGGCCUUGGCAACAACAUCAACGAAGAGGGCAUCAGUAGAUAUGACCAAAACCAAACUAGAAAGGAAUCCCAAAUUUCCAGCAGGCAAAGAGCCUUUGGGUACUAGAAUAUCCAUUUCACGAAGUGCCAGACCCACAUUGCCAAAACAUGCUGUGCCUAAGUCAACUAUACGUUCUUCAACUGCGUCAAAGAAUGAAUUGACAUCUUCUUGCUCUUCACUAGAGAGCUGUGCAAGUGCUUCAUCGAGCGCUUCUCACAAAGCUUCUCUAGUUUCGACAAAGAAGAAGAAUGAUCCAAGUUCCAGAUUAGCUUCUCAGUCAUUGGCAAAUCGAUCUACAUCUAGAGGUAUCAUGGGCCAGCCGAGAAUCCCACCCCACCCAACCAAUAUGACAACCAAGUCCAAGCUUGCCUCUAGUGUGCCAUCGCGAGCUUCUGCAAGUGGUGGCAAUAUGGCUAAAAGCAACCAGAAAACCGUCUCUGGUGAAAAGCCUGUCGAGAGCUCUAAAGAUGAAUCUGUUGUUCAGGCUGAUGCUAAGGAAGGCACAAUAAGAAUUUCAGCUUUCAACAGUGGUGGCUUGGUUCCUUCAGGUUCCAUGAAAGCAUCAGGUCUCCGUGUGCCAUCCCCGAAAAUCGGCUUCUUUGAUGGAGCAAGACAUGGAUCAUCUUCAUCUGCGAGUAAGAAGUCUGGAAAGUCUCAAGCCAACAAGUCUCCAAUACAAGUGUCGUCCAAUUCAAAAACGAAGGCAAGUUCAUCUCCAAAACUGCAAAACAAAUUGUAUUCCAAAAUCAGUGCAGAAGAUCAACUUGAGGGUGAUGCUAAGAGAUCAGGAAAAGGUGGGGAUUCGGGUGCAAAGAGAGACGGUCGACCAAGCCAAGCGGCUCAGUUUCCGCAGCUUGACCACCAAGGCUCUUAUGGAAACUCUCAAGGUUCGCAUAUGAUGGUUCAGAUGCCGGGCACAGAGCAGUAG